AUGCAGGAAAAAGAGGAGGGGCUGGCCCCGGGGCACCCCAGGCCCAGCUUCCUGGGCCCUCCCACCCCAUGGCCCUAUGGGCUUCCCUUCUUCCAUCUCUCUCUGGCUGGGUGCAGGCCAGACCUCAUGAGGCAGCUGGGGGAUGUGGAAAGAACAGGGACUUUCCCCACAGAAGCCCAGAACCCACCUCCUACCUCACCCCAGGACCCCCCUGCACAGGUCCAUGGCUUCCCCUUGUUAGAGGGCAGGCCUCCAGGACCCCCACCCUCUGCACUGCCCUGGAUGCUGACAAAGGCUCUCCUGCCCCCUUCCCUGCGCAUAUCUUCCCUUCCUCUGGACUCUAGCCCCACAGAGGCUGAGCUCCACCGAGCCUCUGCCUCAGGAGAAAUGGCUGGGGAUGCGCUCUGGUGGGGGGAGCCUGGAGCUGGGGUAGGGACGGGCGGUUGGCGGGGAGGGUGGUGUUCUGAGUCCUCGGGUCGCAACCCCAGCAGUCCCAGAUCUUGCAUCCUGCACGGCUUCCCUGCUGUCUGUGCAGCAAAAAGGGCAAAGCACAGGGACUGCAGGCAGGUGCACCUGGUGAAAGGAGGGGCUGUGCGUGCAAAGGUGGGAGGACCCAGGUUACUGGUGGCCUUCCCAGCACCACGCCCUGCUCCCGUCCGCGCCCUGCUCCUACCUCUGCCGGCCGGCUUUGCUCCUACCCGCGCCCCGCUCCUGUGGCGACCCGCUCCUAUCCCUGCCCGGCCCACGCCCCGCUCCUACCCCUGUCUGGCCCGCUCCCCGCUCCUGCCCCUGCCCAGCCCACGCCCCGCUCCUACCCUUGCCUGGCCCCCUCCCCGCUCCUGCCCUUACACAGCUCGCGCUCUUCUACAUGCCGCCUGCGUGCUGCCCCUGCCCGCGCCUCUCGCGCACAGCUCUCGCCUGGCAGGCAGAGACCCGAGCAGGGCGUACAGCAGCUCAGAUUGCCCAGGAGUCCCUGCCCAGAGGUGCCGUGCCCACAGUGUUCCUCGGGUCCACCAAGCCCCUGGGCAGGCAUGGGGCGACCGAGCUGAGCGCCGCACCCCGCCCCGGAGAGCCGCCGGCCAGAAUCACCGUCCUUUCUGCAGCGACUGUGCGCAGGGUCGAAGGAGACAUCUGGUGCUGCUGCCGCUGCUCGGCAAAGAUAAUUGCUGGGAUGAAGUGGAAUCCACACAGAGAGUCAGAGAGGAUGUACGCCCUGAUCAUAAUUUGCCUCCUGCAGAGCGGCGACGUAGAGGAUUCUUCUACCACCCGAAUUGGCGAUUUCCCUCACUGGAUUCCUGGGACCUGAUCCGGGCAGCACACUCGACACAGUCAGCGAUUGACCUGUACGUGGCAAGAGAUCCCCUCUCUAGGAGACUCCGCAGAAACACCAGAGAUGAAAGUGGCACACAACAACCGAAGGCAGAGGAACAGGCUGAGGAUAAAGGUGUCAAGCCUGUGGCAGCAGAGCUUCCUGGGGAGGGGUUCUCAGAGCAAGUCAUUGCCGUUUACGAAAGGGACUCAGCACUUUGGGCAAGUGAUUCCACCGAAGAUCCCCAGAAAACGCCUCCAUGGAAAGUGAAGGAGGCCUGGAUAGAGCAGGAGAGUGGUGUCAAGCAUGUGGCAGCAGAGCUUCCUGGGGAGGGGUUCUCAGAGCGAGUCAUUGCCGUUUACGAAAGGGACUCAGCACUUUGGGCAAGUGGUUGCACGGAGGAUCCCGUGGAAGAAUUCAUAGACGAAUCAGAUGAGGAUGCCCCAGGACCAUCGAAGAUACCAACAAGCCCUCUCCCGGCACCUGGAGAAGUGGAGAAAACCUCUGAGGAGGCAGAAACAAAACCUAGUGACCUGAAGGAUGAGACUACUGAAGAGCCUGAGCUCACUUGUUGUGGCCUGACCUGUUGUGGCCGUUGUACUGAUGCUGGAAAUCCCUAAAGAUUCGUCCAGAAGGGCCGCCACCCAGUGGAUUUCCCUUGCCCCUCAGCCGUCUGGAGCGUAUGAGUUUUGGAGAAUCCUCUUCCUCUGUAUAUGCUUUUGACUUUCCUGGAUUGAUGUAAAAAUACUCUUUUCUUUGACCUGUUUAUUUUUAAGACAACGAUGUGAUUGUGUCAGCUUAUAUUUUAUUGCUGAAGUAAAUUUUCAAAUGUUUUAUUAGUU
Molecule: messenger RNA, 2151 nt
Organism: Pongo pygmaeus (Bornean orangutan)
Lineage: Eukaryota; Metazoa; Chordata; Mammalia; Primates; Hominidae
Exons: 17
Coding region: 1-1929 (642 amino acids)
Source: RefSeq, a predicted model, not a curated record